This is a messenger RNA of Drosophila sulfurigaster albostrigata, 1860 nucleotides long. RefSeq lists its product as uncharacterized. NCBI's taxonomy places the organism in Eukaryota, Metazoa, Arthropoda, Insecta, Diptera, Drosophilidae. The record is from RefSeq and is a predicted model, not a curated record. Bases 1 to 1860 code for a protein of 619 amino acids. The transcript is spliced from 5 exons.
AUGCCACCAAGGACGCUUUCUAUGCGGAGCUCGACCGAGCUUAUGGCCGCUGUCCUUCCCAUGACAUUAAAAUUCUCCUCGGGGAUUUUAGUCCGUAGUACUGGAUUCCGUCAUUUGGACAUCCAUAAGGCAUCUUGGCUCUCCCCCGAUCGACUGACGAGAAAUCAGAUUGAUCAUGUUGUGAUCGAUGCAAGGCACGCAUCUAAUAUACUCGACGUGCGUUCCUGUCGGGGUCCCAACAUCGACUCCGACCAUUAUCUUGUUGCAGCUAAGAUUCGCACACGGCUAUGUGUGGCGAAGAUUGCACGUCGAAAAGAAGUGCUUGGAUUCCAGCGUCCUCUAACAAGGAAUCCAUGGUACGAUCAGGAGUGUCAUGACGCAACAGCUGCAAAGGACGCCGCCUACAGAAGAACACUGCAGGCUGGGGCGACACGAGCUAUUGUGGAUGUCUACAGGUCGAGAAGAAGAGACGAAAAACGCCUUUUCAGACGCAAGAAGAAAGAGCAGGAAAGGCGAGAGUGUGAGAGCAUAGAGAGCAUAGAGAGCAGCAGAUGCAGAAAUGAAGCACGUAACUUCUACCAGAGGGUCAAGCGUCUGACCCAAGGAUUUAAGUGCACAGACUCUGAAGACUAUGAUUCACGAACCCCAAUCUAUGGCACUGAUAUUGAAGUGCCAAUCCCAAGUCAUAUCGAAGUCAAGGAUGCAAUCCAACGGCUUAAAAACAGCAAGUCUGCAGGUGCUGACGGCCUGCCGGCAGAAUUGUUUAAGGCAGCUGGUGAUAUGUUGGUAGGGAGCAUGCACCAACUAAUCAGUAAGAUAUGGAUGACGGAGAGCAUGCCCGAAGAUUGGAACCUCAGCAUGAUCUGUCCCAUCCUGAAGAAGGAUGAUGCCACGUUGCGCACCAACUACCGCGGAAUUAGUCUUCUUCCAGUUGCAUACAAGGUCCUAACGAGCGUAUUGUGUGAAAGACCGAAACCCCAUGCUGAAGCACUGAUUGGACCUUAUCAGUGCGGGUUCAGGCCUGGCAAGUCCACCGUUGACCAGAUUUUCACCUUGCGCCAAAUCCUGGAGAAGUCUUACGAAAACCAGAUCGACACGUACCAUCUCUUCGUUGACUACAAAGCCGCAUUUGAUAGCCCCCGGCGAGAUUGCCUAUAUGCCGCCAUGUCUGAGCUUGGUAUACCAGCAAAGCUGACUAGACUUUGCAGAAUGACAUCGAGCAACACCAUCAGCUCUGUCAACGUAGGAUGUGGCCAAUCCGAAACCUUUACUACCAAAUGUGUCCAGCUCCUUGGUUACGCUGAUGAUAUUGAUAUCAUUGGCCGCACCAAGCGUGAUGUCACAGGAGCCUUCGCGGCUAUUGAAAAGGAAUCAGCAAAAGUAGGACUAGCAGUGAAUAUGGAGAAAACAAAGUUUAUGGUGUGCUCUAGCAGAGAAUCGCGGCGUCUUGAUUCUCAGCUGACUGCAGAAAACUAUAGCUUUGGGUCCGUCAAGUGUUACUUUGGGCUCAGUAAGCAGUUCAAUAGUAGAGCUCUCUCUCGACGCACAAAAACCACACUCUACAAGACGCUCAUUCUUCCAGUACUCCUAUAUGGUGCGGAGUGCUGGACAGUGACGCAGUCAGAUGCAGCUGCUCUUGGAGUGUUCGAGAGGAAAAUUCUUCGUAAAAUCUUUGGUCCAAUCUGCGUGGACGAUGUUUAUCGCAUCAGAUAUAACCACGAGCUGUAUGAGCUGUACGGUGAUGUUGACGUGGCCAGUCGAGUGAAAUCUCAAAGACUUCGCUGGCUGGGCCACGUUGCCCGUAUGGAUGAAGACGCUCCGGCUCGUAAGGUGUUUGAUGCGGUGAUUGUUGGGACAUGA